Messenger RNA from Archocentrus centrarchus (flier cichlid), 2156 nucleotides. Its product is annotated as equilibrative nucleoside transporter 2-like. The transcript is spliced from 13 exons. Bases 215 to 1609 code for a protein of 464 amino acids. Gene Ontology annotation, biological process: uridine transmembrane transport; hypoxanthine transport; adenine transport. NCBI's taxonomy places the organism in Eukaryota, Metazoa, Chordata, Actinopteri, Cichliformes, Cichlidae. Gene Ontology annotation, cellular component: plasma membrane; basolateral plasma membrane. The record is from RefSeq and is a predicted model, not a curated record. Gene Ontology annotation, molecular function: nucleoside transmembrane transporter activity.
GCAAGAUAAGAGGCACGCGUCUUUUUUUUUUUCCGGCUUUCACGUUUACGGAAUACGUCUAUAUGUUUCCCGCCAUGUGGCUGAACAGCGAACAUAUAUGUUGGUGUCGUGCUGCUAGCUGAAGCGCCGUUUAUGAACAACGGGCACAUUAUGAUAACAGAGUGACGGCGGCUUCGGUUUUUCCAAAAGUCUCAACAGAAACUCCAACAUCAGGAUGAAGCAACAAAGGGACGUGCCUCAGGACCGAUACUACUUCGUGGGGAUCAUUUUCUUCAUUCUGGGUCUGGGAACGCUGCUGCCAUGGAAUUUUUUCAUGACUGCUUCAUUGUACUUCCAAGGUCGACUAAACACAACAGGAUGGAGCAACGGUACAGUGAUCAUCGGCAAAGAAUACUACUUCAACAACUGGAUGACCCUGCUGUCCCAGCUGCCCCUGCUGCUGUUUACCCUGCUCAACUCCUUCCUCUACCAGAGGAUAUCGGAGAUGAUGCGUAUCGCGGGUAGCCUCGUUUUUAUCCUGCUGCUCUUCAUCCUCACAGCGGUGCUGGUCAAAGUGCCCAUGAAGGAAGAUCGCUUCUUCUCAGUCACCAUGGCUACUAUCUGGUUCAUCAACUCGUUUGGUGCCGUGCUGCAGGGCAGUCUGUUCGGCCUUGUGGGGAUACUGCCUCAGAAGUACAGCAGCAUUUUCAUGAGCGGCCAGGGCCUUGCUGGGACCUUUGCUGCCAUCGCCAUGCUGCUAGCUAUAGCCAGUGAUACAGACUCUGAGACAGCAGCUUUGGGUUACUUCAUCACACCAUGCGUGGGAACGUUGGUCACGCUCAUCAGCUACCUGCUGCUGCCACGCCUGGAGUUUGCUCAGCAUUAUCUGAGCAAAAGUUGCAAAUAUGAGGCAGACACCACAGACGAGCUGCUGACAGAGAGUAGCAUGGUGGAAAAUGGCAAGCUAACUGGACAAGCUAACGGAUCAGUAAUCGGCCACUCAGCCAAGGGCAGCAGUGAGGCGGAGGCUGAGGUGGAGCCCAGGUCAGACGGGACCAAGCAGGCCUUCCUUCCCCUGGAGCAAGUUGAGAGGCCACAAGCUAAGGCCUCAGUUAAAGAGGUCUUUAAAAAGAUCUGGGUGAUGGCAUUCUGCGUGACGUUCGUGUUCACGGUCACUCUCUCUGUGUUCCCUGCCGUCACAGUAGAUGUAAAAACUGCAUUCCCAAAAUGGGAGCGCUUCUUUAUUUCGGUGUGCUGCUUCUUCAUUUUCAACAUUGGCGAUUGGCUCGGUCGGACCGUCACCACAAAAAUACGUUGGCCCGCUAAAGAGUCUCGUCUCUUCCCGAUGCUCGUUAUCUCCAGAGUGGUAUUCGUCCCUCUGCUGAUGCUCUGUAAUGUCCAGAGUCGCUCCUACCUUCCCGUCUUCUUCUACCACGAUGCAGCUUUUGCAGCCAUCAUGACUUUCUUCUCGCUGUCCAGCGGCUACUUUGUCUGCCUGUCCAUGUCAUACGCCCCACAGUUGGUGGAGCCUAAAGAUGCAGAGACCGCAGGAGCCCUGAUGACCUUCUUCUUGGCUCUUGGACUGUCCAUAGGAGCCGCUCUGUCCUUCCCCCUCCGAACUCUGGUCUAGUUAUACACAAACACAUCUGAAGGGAAAAUCAGAUGCCCCCUUCUGCAUGAGCUUCCUGGCUUUCAUUUCAUCUUUUCACUCCAUGUAAGUAACGUGAGCACAGUGAGAGCGUAACGGUCAUGGAUGAGGAGCUGGUAUGGCUCGGGAAUUCUUAGAUUUGGAAAGGGAAAUACUACGUGUUACUGAAAAGGACUGCUGCUCAUGAUGUUACCAGCUGAUAACCUGACAAAAGAAGUUAGAAACAUUUGCUCCAUGUGCAGUCCUUUAAAUAACUUUUUUGUUUUUUUUUUUUUUUUUUAUGUUUGAAGUUUUUCAAAGUCAAUAAUAUGUAGAUAAAGGGAGACAGACUGGCUUGUCUUGGAAGAAUUUUGUAUGGUAUAAUGUAGGUGAUUUUUAUUUUUUAACCAUAGCUGAGUUUUUGAUAUUCUCCAUUUUAUUGAUAACUUGGGUGAUGAACUUUGACUGAUUUUACAUUAACUACUCAUAAUGUUUUUGUUUUCAUCAUCAUCAUUGGGUAUUUUCUGUUCCUCUUCAGACCAGCAGCUCC